Molecule: messenger RNA, 3981 nt
Organism: Brienomyrus brachyistius
Lineage: Eukaryota; Metazoa; Chordata; Actinopteri; Osteoglossiformes; Mormyridae
Product: homer protein homolog 3-like
Exons: 10
Coding region: 314-1399 (361 amino acids)
Biological process (GO): G protein-coupled glutamate receptor signaling pathway; regulation of store-operated calcium entry
Cellular component (GO): dendrite; cytoplasm; plasma membrane
Molecular function (GO): G protein-coupled glutamate receptor binding
Source: RefSeq, a predicted model, not a curated record
AAGUUACGCCCACUACAGUCAGGACUCUGCUGCAGAAGCUCAUAUGAAUCAGGCAUAAGAAGUAUAGCGAUUGGGAUUUUAACCCGUUUUUAAUUAUAGACGCAAGGUUAAAGUAGUGAAUGCUGUAAUGUUCAAUAAUGUCAAAGCAGAUGGACUAUUAUGAAGAAACACUGGAGCGGUCAUUAACUUUGAACAAGUUGGGUAUCGUCAGGAAAUAAAACUCAAUUAAUAGGAUACAUAUUUUCAAUCACAACCCAUGCUAUUCGCCGAGGAUCUACGUACGUUAUAAGAAACGGAAUCCUGGCCAAUAAGAAUGUAUCCACUACACAGAGAAAGGGAACAGGCCAUUUUUAGCACCAGGGCACAUGUCUUCCAAAUCGAUCCAACCACCAAGCGCAACUGGAUACCUGCCAGCAAGCACGCUGUCACUGUGUCAUUUUUCUACGAUGCCAACAGACACGUGUAUCGCAUUAUCAGUGUUGGUGGAACAAAGGCUAUUAUCAACAGCACCAUCUCACCUAACAUGACUUUCACUAAGACAUCACAGAAAUUUGGACAAUGGGCUGAUAGUAGAGCCAACACAGUGUAUGGGCUGGGUUUCUCUACAGAGCAACAGCUGCACCAAUUUGCGGAAAAGUUCAAGGAAGUAAAGGAAGCUGCACGCCUUGCUCGGGAAAAAUCUCAAGACAAGAUUGAGCUGACGAAUGCUGCCCUGAACAUUGCUGCACCACAGGACCUGUCUGAAGACUUGCAGUCACCGCCAAUGUGCAUCAACGGCCCUGGAGAGGAGAAGCUAUUUCGCAGUCAAAGUGCAGACAUUACCUUGUCAUCCGAGAAGGAACGAAUCAAAAAGAUGCUCUCUGAAGGGUCAAUCUGUGAGAUUAGUCUGGAGGCAGAGCUGUUUACCUUGCAAGACAGCAAUGCAAAGCUAGUAGCCGCACUGCAUGAGGCCAAUAACAAUGUAGAGCAGUGGAAGAAGCAGCUGGCAGCCUACCAAGAAGAAACUGAGCGGCUGCGGGACCAGCUGGCAGAUCUAGAAGCCCAUGGAAGCAGCCACGGUCCAAGUGACUUACUAAAGGAUGAGCUCACUCAGUCACUAGAGGAACUAGAAGCUCUCCUGAAGGCAAAAGAUGAGGAAAUUCAUAUUCUGCAGAAGAAGUCAAACUACCAUGAGCUAGAGCAAGAAAGACUGGAGGCUAUCCAUAGGCUGCAGGAGAUGGAGAUGCGGAACAUAGAGCUGGAGCGGCAGGUGCAGAAUGCUGAGCAAACUCUAGCCUCUUCCCUCGAGGACAGGGACCGGACUGAAAGUGAGAUGCAAAGGGUCAUUGACAUCUUGGAUGUCAAGAUCUUUGAUUUGAAUGACUUAAGGCAAAGCCUAGUAAAACUGAUUGAUAAGUAGAUCAGGUAGAAUGUCAUCUACUGGCUACUAUAUACAAUGCUGGUAAGCGGGGAGAGGUGGCUCAGAUCAUCCCAACCAGAAGUGAUAUUUUACCAAUGAAGGAAGAGAGCCCUGACACAGCCUGUAGAAUUACACUCAUAAUUUUCAAUUCUUUUAUUGUUUUCUGUUUUGGUAUAGUUUUCACAGGAAAAUAUUGAUUUACUAAAGUGCUUUGCAGUAUGUUUGAAUUAGCAUUACAGUUAGCAUCAGCACUGUCUGUUAUCUACGUAUGUAAAAGCUAUAACAUCAGUGUUAAAAUUAACAAUGAUGAACAGGUACUGGGUUUUAGUUAUUUACUUAUAGUAUGAACUGUUUCAAAAAUGGGUAGUCAUAAUUUUUUUAUGAAAAUGUGUACAAACAAAAGGAAUGUUUUUAGAAUUUAAAACGCUUUUAGAACUGUUUAAAAGCACAGAGUGGUGUGUGAAACUCAAAUUUGCCAAUAGCAAAAGUGCCAUCAUUCUUACAGGUUUAGUACUUUUGUUCAUUAUAUUAUACUGUUUUAAUGUUCUUAAAAUUAAGCUAGAAACACAUGUCCAAACAUGUGAGCUCUCGUCUGGCUAUUACAUUUCUACCUGAACGGUGUGAUUGACCUGUCAAAAUUCAGGAUAUAUUAAAUUUUUAGAUGCACAUUUUAUCAAUUCAGACCAACGUAUAUGGUGAAAGAGGCAAAACAGCAAUACAUUCACAGUAUCAACUGUUGACAGACAACUGUUAUUGACAGAUAUACAUCUAUAGUAUCGACAUUACUUAACACAGCAUCAAUACAAGAGGUAGUGAAAAGUUUCUUUGUGAUCAUAGUGCACAUUGCAUAAUAGUUCUUUAGACACACCCAAGCAAAUAUGAAAUGAUAAAAAAAUUUGCAAUGAAUAUGUAACUUUGACCACACCCCAUUGGUAUUACAAAACAUAUUAUCAUUGAUCUUUGGACAAGUUAGCUUUGGUAACAUAAUGCAAAAUCAAGAAUAUUAUAUGCAAGUGAAGCUUCAGCAUGGACCUUAUUGUUUCAGUAAGCUCCCAAUCAGCAUUAUUCUGUUUUAUACCAGUACUUCCCAGAUUAGUUUUUGGAUUCAUGUGAAGCAAUAUAUUCUCAAAUGUGCUGUGCUUUAUGCUGAUUUAACAGGUUCAAGUGUUAAAUGUAAUACUGAAAUGUUGAAUAGAAAUAUUGUCAUAAGGGCUCUUGGUAAAAUUGCCUUUAAGGUUAUUAAUACAAAGAUUAGUGAAGUAAAAUCCAAUAAAUGUUCCAAGCAUUUGUUGACCAAACCAGGCAUAGGAUUAUUCCAAUUUGCUCACUUGUCAUUAUGUGGGGAUGCGCUCAUUUUAAUCUGGGUGAGGAAACCGAUUUCCUCCCAUAAUUUGUCAGGUGUGACAAAUGCAUGCUUCCUUUAUGCUGGCAUGGCUACAAAACAAUUUUUCUAUUCAACUGGACAUUGCUGCAUUUAACCUCUGGCCUCAAGACUUGGGAGGAACAUGCUUUAUAAGUCAUCAAAGAACAGUUAGCAAGUAUUUGGUUUAAUGGAACUGCCUCAGAAAGUCUAACUUUAUAGUAUAUUGCCAUUUUUGAAACUUGUUAUACUGAAAUGAUAUUUAUGCCAGAUACGUAGGUAGAUUUAUUAUAUUGUUCGUAAAUCUUUUGUGCAGCUAUUAAUAUUUGGCUCAGUCGAAUCAUUUUAGAGUAAUUAGUACACAGCAUAAUGUUGUAGGUUUCAAUCAUAACAAUGAUUGCUUACUCCAGCUGUAACUACAUUAAUAGCUGCAUGUGUUUUGUACUGAAGCAGCAAUAACAUGUGUAGGUGGAUAUAGUAUAUUUUGAAAGUAUAUUUUUGACUAUGUGAACAAAGGCUAGCAAUAAACAAUGCAAUCAUGUUUAUUGAUGAUAAAAAAAUAAAUAUUUUGGAAACGGCUCUUAUACUGUUAUAAACUUCUGCAAUGGGAAAUUGAGAUAAUCGGUUUUGCACUCUCUUUAAAGCAAACUAGGUCCGCAGGUUUAGGUGUAUGUUAUUAAUGUACUGUAUUGAGAUAUGUGGUUAUUAAUUGAAAAAUAAUUGAAUCUUUUGACGCUUUAGUAUUCACGUCAUUCACCUCAUGAAUAUAGUGAAAACUAACUUUUCAAAAUGACCAUUUCAGACUCUAAUUGUAGGAAUUAUUUCUUUGUGUGUGUAAUGAAAGUAGCUGUACACAGUGUUUUGUGAAUCAAAAUCCCCUUGUGAAAUGCUACAGUUUAACGUGAGGCUACAGGAACACCAGACCACCCUAUGUAUUAUAUUUAUUUUACAGAUUUUUUUUGAUCCAUGUUACAAUAAAGAAGCAAUAUGACUUUCAUUAUUAUUUCAUUUGUAUGCAAUAAAAUAUUCCAAUAAACUAAUGGCAAACGGUGUAUUAUGAUGUGAUUGAGUAUUUACGUGUUUUUGUUUGAGGGGAGUUGAAGUAAAUGAAACUGAAAGGUAUUUACUGUUUUAUAAUGAAAAUAUAUUAUUUUUGUGCUCAAUCAAAGAGUUGUUUAUAUAGGUAUGGUUGCUGCCAUUGAUGUGAGCCUGAUGUAGCCCA